Molecule: messenger RNA, 2598 nt
Organism: Haliotis rufescens (red abalone)
Lineage: Eukaryota; Metazoa; Mollusca; Gastropoda; Lepetellida; Haliotidae
Product: glutamine-rich protein 2-like
Exons: 4
Coding region: 1-2598 (865 amino acids)
Source: RefSeq, a predicted model, not a curated record
AUGGAGAUGGCUUGUGGCAAUUUGAGGGGCCUGCGGAACCUGCUGCUAGAUCUGAGGGGCCUGCUAAAUCUGCUGCUAGAUCUGAGUUACCUGCUGAACCUGCUGCUAGAUCUGAGGGGCCUGCUGAACCUGCUGCUAGAUCUGAGGGGCCUGUGGAACCUGCUGCUAGAUCUGAGGGGCCUGCUGAACCUGCUGCUAGAUCUGAGGGGCCUGCGGAUCCUGCUGCUAGAUCUGAGGGGCCUGCUGAACCUACUGCUAGAUCUGAGGGGCCUGCUGAACCUGCUGCUAGAUCUGAGGGGCCUGCGGAACCUGCUGCUAGAUCUGAGGGGCCUGCGGAACCUGCUGCUAGAUUUGAGUUACCUGCUGAACCUACUGCAAGAUCUGAGGGGCCUGCUGAACCUGCUGCUAGAUCUGAGGGGCCUGCGGAACCUACUGCUAGAUCUGAGGGGCCUGUGGAACCUGCUGCUAGAUUUGAGUUACCUGCUGAACCUACUGCUAGAUCUGAGGGGCCUGCUGAACCUGCUGCUAGAUCUGAGGGGCCUGCGGAACCUGCUGCUAGAUUUGAGUUACCUGCUGAACCUACUGCUAGAUCUGAGGGAUCUGAGGGGCCUGCUGAACCUGCUGCUAGAUAUGAGGGGCCUGCAGAACCUGCUGCUAGAUCUGAGGGGCCUGCGGAACCUGCUGCUAGAUUUGAGUUACCUGCUGAACCUACUGCUAGAUCUGAGGGGCCUGCGGAACCUGCUGCUAGAUCUGAGGGGCCUGCAGAACCUGCUGCUAGAUCUGAGGGGCCUGCGGAACCUGCUGCUAGAUCUGAGGGGCCUGUGGAGCCUGCUGCUAGAUCUGAGGGGCCUGCUGAACCUGCUGCUAGAUCUGAGGGGCCUGCGGAACCUGCUGCUAUAUUCGAGGGGGCUGCAGAAUCUGCUGCUAGAUCUGAGGGGCCUGCGGAACCUACUGCUGGAUCUGAGGGGCCUGUGGAACCUGCUGCUAGAUCUGAGGGGCCUGCGAAAUCUGCUGCUAGAUCUGAGGGGCCUGCGGAACCUGCUGCUAGAUCUGAGGGGCCUGCGGAACCUACUGCUAGAUCUGAGGGGCCUGCAGAACCUACUCCUAGAUCUGAGGGGCCUGUGGAACCUGCUGCUAUAUCUGAGGGGCCUGCGAAAUCUGCUGCUAGAUCUGAGGGGCCUGCGGAACCUGCUGCUAGAUUUGAGGUGCCUGUGGAACCUGCUGCUAGAUUUGAGUUACCUGCUGAACCUGCUGCUAGAUCUGAGGGGCCUGUGGAACCUGCUGCUAGAUCUGAGAUACCUGCUGAACCUGCUGCUAGAUCUGAGGGGCCUGUGGAACCUGCUGCUAGAUUCGAGGGGCCUGCGAAAUCUGCUGCUAGAUCUGAGGGGCCUGUGGAACCUGCUGCUAGAUCUGAGGGGCCUGCUGAGCCAGCUGCUAGAUCUGAGGGGCCUGCAGCACCUGCUGCUAGAUCAGAGGGGCCCUGGGGAACCUGCUGCUAUAUUCGAGGGGCCUGCAGAAUCUGCUGCUAGAUCCGAGGGGCCUGCGGAACCUACUGCUGGAUCUGAGGGGCCUCUAGAUCUAAGGGGCCCUAGGGAACCUGCUGCUAGAUUCGAGGGGCCUGCGGAAUCUGCUGCUAGAUCUGAGGGGCCUGCGGAACCUGCUGCUAGAUCUGAGGGGCCUGCUGAACCUACUGCUAGAUCUGAGGGGCCUGCAGAACCUAAUCCUAGAUCUGAGGGGCCUGUGGAACCUGCUGCUAUAUCAGAGGGGCCUGCGAAAUCUGCUGCUAGAUCUGAGGGGCCUGCGGAACCUGCUGCUAGAUUUGAGGGGCCUGCGGAACCUGCUGCUAGAUCUGAGGGGCCUGUGGAACCUGCUGCUAGAUCUGAGGGGCCUGCGGAACCUGCUGCUAGAUCUGAGGGGCCUGCGGAACCUACUGCUAGAUCUGAGGGGCCUGCAGAACCUACUCCUAGAUCUGAGGGGCCUGUGGAACCUGCUGCUAUAUCUGAGGGGCCUGCGAAAUCUGCUGCUAGAUCUGAGGGGCCUGCGGAACCUGCUGCUAGAUUUGAGGGGCCUGUGGAACCUGCUGCUAGAUUUGAGUUACCUGCUGAACCUGCUGCUAUAUCUGAGGGGCCUGCUAAAUCUGCUGCUAGAUCUGAGAUACCUGCUGAACCUGCUGCUAGAUCUGAGGGGCCUGUGAAACCUGCUGCUAGAUUUGAGUUACCUGCUGAACCUGCUGCUAGACCCGAGGGGCCUGCGGGACCUGUUGCUAGAUCUGAGGGGCCUGCGGAACCUGCUGCUAGAUCUGAGGGGCCUGCGGAACCUACUGCUGGAUCUGAGGGGCCUGCGGAACCUGCUGCUAGAUCUGAGUUACCUGCUGAACCUGCUGCUAGAUCUGAGGAGCCUGUGAAACCUGCUGCUAGAUUUGAAUUACCUGCUGAACCUGCUGCUAGAUCUGCGGGGCCUGCGGAACCUGCUGCUAGAUCUGAGGGUCCUGUGGAACCAGCUGCUAGAUCUGAGGAGCCUGCAGAACCUGCUGCUAGAUCUGAGGGGCCUGCGGAACCUGCUGCUAGAUCUGAGGGGCCUGUGGAACCUGCUGCUUGA